Molecule: messenger RNA, 14340 nt
Organism: Biomphalaria glabrata
Lineage: Eukaryota; Metazoa; Mollusca; Gastropoda; Planorbidae
Product: colorectal mutant cancer protein-like
Exons: 17
Coding region: 1245-4181 (978 amino acids)
Molecular function (GO): calcium ion binding
Source: RefSeq, a predicted model, not a curated record
AAUUAUUAUAUAUUAUAAAUAAAUUAUCUCUAGAAUAGAAUUAUAGAUCUCUAGUAGUCUCUACUUAGUCGUCUUAGAUCUAUUCCAGAUAUUGAUUUCAGCCUAUUUCAGGAUUUUGAUGUACUAGAGAGUUCUAGACUUAGAGUCUAGAUCUAAAUCUAGAUGAGUAGAUCUAUUUAUUUAUAUAUUCAAUAUUCUAUUCACUAUUGAUUUAAUAAGUGUUAAUAACAGAAUACUGAUAGGCCUAUCAUGCCCUAUGUCUAGAAUGUCUAUAUCUAUAUUAUUCUAUAUCUUAUGAUGUCUUAUCUAGACUAGAUUAAACAAAAUUAUUUAUAGUAGAUUCUACUAUACUAUUUCUAGAUCUAGCCUAGUCUGAAGACUGACUCUAGUCUAGAUAAUCAUACUGUGAUUAGUCUACACAACACACUACUCAGUCUCAGUACUCGGAUUCUCAGUACCUGUGUUACUAUAUUUAUAUACUAGUGAAUAAUAUCAUCAUUCAUCAUCCUGUGUGUUUUACCCCUUGUUAGGCCUGUUGUAUCAUGAUAAUUAUCAUGUAUGGCUAUAGUUUAUUAAGUAUAACUACAUGGACUAGAAUGCCACUAGAUUUAGAUGAUCAUCUGUUAAUCUGUUUGUGGAAUAAAUGAAUUGAAUCAUGAAUCAAGAUUACUGACAAGUGUAUGUCACAACAUUGUCAACAUUCAUAAUGAUAUUAAUUAUAGAGAUGUAAAUUUAUAAAAUACAGACGUUACUUCAAAAAUGAAGAUGAUACAUGUCACAAUCUUAUGGCGUGCUAGAUGAAGAUUAUCUUGAUCUGAACUGCACAACCAAUGAUCAUGAUUGCCGAGGAUCUAGAAAUCAUCAGUUGAUAAGAUGAUUCUUUAUUAGUUGCUAGUUGAUAAGAUGAUCAUCUAGAAGUUGCUAGUCGAUAAGACGAUCUAAGUAUAUUAUUAUUAUAUUCAAUGAAGAAACUUCUCCUCGUCAAAUACAAAUACUUUAAUUCAAAACUUGGAAUGUAACAGCUAUUCACAAUAAUUAUAAUGACUGUUAAAGACAAUUCUUGCAAUCUUGAUCAGAUUGUAAUAUAAGGAUGGCUGUGUGCUACUCAAGACCUUGUCAAGAAAGAAUUAAUGUAGAUCUAGUCCUAAUUAUUAAUAUUAGAAUAGAUCUAGAACUAUAGAAUCUUUACUGUAAACUUUGUGCAUAUUAAUAUUCAAGUGUGAGCUUUGCUGCAUAUUUAUAAAAUGGCAGACAAAGGGAGUAGCAGCAGUGGAAGUGAAAAUGGAGAUUCAAGAAUUUCAAGUCUUUCUAGUGCAAGUGAAGAAGAGCGUUUACGUCGACUUUUUAAUAGUUGUGAUGGUGAUGGAGAUGGCUAUUUGGAUGGAGAAGACUUAACAUUUAUGUGUCAAAUGUUAAAUAUGGCUGAUUCAGUUGAUGAAGUGAGACAACAAUUAGGUUUAACAGAUAGCUCAAAAAUAUCUUUCGAUGAUUUUCUUCGCUGCCGCACAAGAGUUAUGCUUGAAUCAACCAUACAGCAAACACAGCAUGUUGUGUUUAACAAGAUGGCGUCAUCAUCCUCACCUGCUGUAUUAUCAGGAGAAGAUACUGGCAUUGAGUCAGAUACCAGUUGCAUGGUUGGAAAUAUUUCCGCUAAUAAACUUACUUCUUGGCCUACUUUAAGCAGUGAUAGUCUUGGGGCACUUUCUUAUAGCAAGCCAGAGAGUGCUGACUAUGACAGUGGAGCUCGGGAUAUGAGUCCUGAACCAUUGACAAUGAGUCUAACACAGCUGAUGGAGACUCAUGAUCCUUAUUCAUUUAAACAGCUGAGAGAAGUUGGAGCAGACUCAUUAUUGGAUAUUGCUAAUAGACUCCAUGCUGCUGCACUGACUUCAUUGAAAGGGGAAAUAUUUGAACUGAAGAAUCAUAUAGUAAGGCUGGCUACAGAACAAAGUAUGUUGGAUGGUUGUCAUACUCAUAGACAUAUCCCAACUGACAAUAAACUUGGUCCUGCAGACUUUGAAGACAGACUUGAAGAGUUGACCUCUAGGUAUGAAGAGAGAAUUAUUGAACUUCAUAGUGUUAUUGCAGAGUUGAGGAAAAAAGUUGAAAGACAUCAAAUCAAUGUCAUCAGAGAGGAAGAUGAAUAUGAAGAAUCAGAUCAAGGGCAAAGUGUGGAUGGAGAGAGCAGUAAAGAUGAAAACCAUGAAAUCAACCAAGAGUUCAGUCGUGUUGUGUCAGAGAUACAAAGCACCAUGGCCAACAAACCCCUACCAACAGGUCAGUGUUCUGAUGGAUUGAUGGGAAUAAGUUAUACAGCGGAGGAGACUGAGGACAAAAAGGAAGAUAAGCUACAAUUAGAGGAAGAUGGAAACAAUGUUGACUCUCCUCCCAAACUUCCUCCUCGUAUGAUGCGUCCCAACUCUCUGACCAAAAGUACUUCCAUGGUUUUAGACCCACAGUUGAAAGCAGAGUUGUCAGUCCUGAGGACAGAUAAUGAAGAGCUUCGAAGACAAACAUGUAAUCUAGAAAUUGAGCUUGGGCAAAUGUCUGAACAAAUGGGAACAUGCAUGAAAGAGAAGGAGAACCUGAUGAAGAAGGUGCUUGAGCUUCAACAUAAACUGCAGGCCUACACAACUUCUAGUCCAAGUCACAGCCGAGUGGUAACACCUACUAAACAGUCUUCUACACCUCCACCACUUAUUGAUAGAAGAAGUGUUGAGCCUGAUGUUUACCCAGUAGCUAAGAUGGCAGAACUCAAGAAACUCAAGACUUGUGUUAGUGACAUGCAAGUGUUAGGUUCUGAAGUGACUACAUUAGGGGUACAGAGCACACCAACAGCUGAACAUCUUGUUCAGUCUCUCAAUGAUGGUUCCAGUGUUGCAGAGCUAUUGAAGUCAAUGUCCAGGGGAGGGUCUACUAAUGUUGGUGAGGCUGUGGUCAAAGAGUUUGAAGUAGAGCUAGAGAGACGACAAGCAAAGAUAGAUCACUUGAAGGCUCAGAAUGAUGUACUGACAGCUACACUUGAAGAAAGUAAAUCGCAUGCUGAGAGACUGAGUGUAUUGAUAGGGAAAUAUGAAUCCAACAACACAGCAUUACAGCUUGCUGCAGUCUUCUCAGAUCACUGUAUGGAGGCACAAGAUGUGCUCACAGCACUGUUGGAUACUGAGAUGGGAGUAUUGUUGGCUAAUUGUAGAGCUGCUGGUUUAGGUGGAUUAGUUGAAACUGAUGAUGACCAGGAAGAGGUAACUGCUAUUUUACAACGUGCUCAUCAUGCCCGGAGACGAGCAGAAGGUGUUGCUCGUCAUUUACUGACACGUCUUGACAGAAACAAUAGUAACCAUGUAACACUGGCGGCAUGUCAUCCCUGGGAAGAUGUGUCUACCAAUAGCAGAACUGCCAGCACCAGCAGCACCAGCAGUUCAAAUGAUGCAGACUUUAGUAAAGCUGAUGAAGUUAAACUUAGAGAUCAUAUCCAGCAACUCAAGUCUGAGAGAGCUGCAGUGAGAACUACAGUGAUGGAACUAGAGAGUAUUCAUGUUGAUCCUAUCACCAGUGAGCCUAGAAAAAGAAUUGAAGCUCAGAGACUGGACCUGGAAAAUGCUGUCCUGGUACAGGAACUAAUGGCUGUCAAGGAAGAAAAGGCGGAACUCAAGGCCAGAAGCUACUUACUAGAGAAAGAGAAGAAAGCUUUAGAACUACGACUGAGUGGUAAAGAAACUCAAGAACAAGCCUACAGAGUCCAGAUUGAUUAUCUGAAAGGAGAGUUAUCUUAUCAUGAUCCUACAUUAACCUGCCCUUCCACCACUGUACCUGAUCAUCCUUACAUCACAGAACUUAAAUCACGUAAUUCUUGUGAACUGUUACAAGAACUCAAUCUGUCACUGGACAGAGAGCGCACUUUGAAGAAUAGAAUCUCUGAACUAAUGUCCACACUGGAGAAAAUUUCUAGAAAUUCUGAAAGUCGGCAUAAACAAUCAGCAGAGUUUGUAAAUGAUUUGAAGAGAGCUAACUCAGCUCUAAUUGCUGCAUUUGAUAAAGCCAAGAAGAAAUACCAAGGCAGACUGAAGAAAAUGGAAGUCCAGUUGAAGAGUGUAUGUGAUAAAUAUGAAAGUGACACUUCAGCCUUGAGACAAAGGUUGAAAGUAGAGACAAGACCACAGCCCAAUGAAACCUCACUUUAAUCUUGCUACUUUAGUUGUUUAUAAUCCUUUCAGCUAUUUAUAGUGUCAACAAUGGAAAACUCAUCUACACAGCUUUGUCUUUUCAAGUUGAAAUUAUGCUAUAUUAUUACUUUAUAGGUUCCUUUCUUUUAUUAAAGCACAAAUAAAAUUAUUAAUGAAGCAAUGACUAUUUUCCUGAUUUGUUGAGGUAUUGGUAUAGAAACCAUUAGAAGAAACUGAUAUAGUGCAUUUAAGUAUUUAGUAUUUGUCUGUAUAUUUGUAAUUCAUUAAUUGUGUACACAUUUAUGUCUCAACCUGUGUCUACAGUGCAAUAUGUUUCUAGCAAUCUAUUUAGCUCAGAAACAUAAUUUUUUUCUACAUAUAUACAAUAGUUUGUAUGUUUUGUGUAUUAUCUAGUUUAUUUUAUCACUAGGCAUUUAGUCAACUCUGUAGCAUAUUGGUUAAAUUGCAAAUAUGGUUUCAAAAAUGUUUGCUAGACAGGGUAUGACUGUAAUUACACUUGAAUUAGGAAUGCUGAAGCCUAAUUCAUCAAACAAACAUUGACACACUAAAUUGAAUUGACCCUUUCAUGUUAAAAAUGACAAAAUUUGAUUCUAUGUUGGUACCGGUUUAUCUAGAUCUCACAUGUUGAGCUUGGCUACUUAUCAUUUGCUAUUCAGAGCUUAUUUAUAUAUGGGUAGAUCCAUACAUUUGCAGUGGGUAAUUUUUUUAUGUUAGAAAAUACAUAUAUUCUUUUUUACAAAAAGCUUUAAUUAAAUUUCGCUUAAUAAUAAUAAUACUAAUAUCUAAAAGCAUGCCAUAUUUUUGAAGAAUGAGAAUACUUGUAAAUUAAAUUUUCUUUCUUAGCCUUCUUAAGACGAUGCGGCCGAUCUAUUGGCUCAAGGCUAUUUGGCGAAAAGUAUGAAGCAGAUGAUCUAUUGGCCACGAUGUUUCCAACCACAAGAUUGGCUAGCCAGUGUUUGUAUCAGCCAAUCAUAUUAGUUUUUACUACUUUAAUACAUUAGUAGACUUAAAUGGCGGCUUCCUUUGCUGUUUUUAUACAAUAAUUUGGUUGUAUUGACUUUUUGAAGUUAGCUAUUGACAGAUGAAAAUUUUAACAUGUCAGCUGGUGAUAUUGAUGAUGAAAGCAAACUCACUGACUCUGAUUUUAUUUCAACUAUGAUAGUCCUAAUAAAAAUCAGGGCAGUAAUGAGGAAAGCUUUAGAACUAAGUUUACUUUAGUACUAGAUCUAAAUAUGACUAUGUCUAUUCAUGGUAACAUGGUUUAGAGGUAAGGGUGAGGAAUAGAGAAGACCUAUUUGAGCGCCAAGGGAUUAGCACCCCAUAGACUGUUUUAUGCUCUUUUUUACUACCAAUUCAGUUCAAUGUUUGUCAGGGAGAUUAAUAAAUUUGAUGCCAACCUUCUGACCAACACACAGCUCAGAAGAUAAAGAUCCCUCUGGCAAAAAUUGUGUUUGUUUCCAUGGUACCUGGGGAUGGGGAGGAAAGUAGUAAAAUAAUGUGAUAGAAGUGUCUAAAGGGUUUCCAUGUGCCUUGUUUCCCUAAACACAAGUAUCAGGGCUUAUUCAGGUGUAAAACUUCUUUAAAAACUCUUACUUUUUAAAUUCUGUUCUGUUUGGAUAAAAACAUUUUUAGAAAUUUGUGCAUAAAUUAUGCAAAUUAGCUUGGAUUAUUUUAAUAAAUGUUAAUAUUUCAGAUUGAUUUCAUAAGUUUGUAUUAGUUCAUUCUUUUCUCUUCAAUAAUAUAUAUAGUUUUGUGUAUGUAAAGUAAUUAUUUUAUUUGUUAAGAAUUUUUUUUGAAAGAGAAGUGCUUAGUCUGGAAAUAGUGCUUCGUCUAAAAUACUCCAUCUUAAGAGGGUUAAAAAAAGAUAAAAUUAUUUAAUUUGCAUAUUUUAGUUAAAAAAAAAAUGUAUAUAUCUGAGUGUGUAGGCUAAGGCCCUGGACUGUGGACUCCUCUUAACCAGGACAGAGUUGCUAACUGUAAUAUAGCUCUUUGUCUAAAAAGACAAUGGAUGCUCAUUAUGUGCUCAAAUGAAUCACUACUUUUGGUUUCUUCUGAUUUGACUAAACAAGUCAAAUCUAGUGCAGCAAAUUUGCCACAGUUCAUGCAUGUGAAUGCACCUGAUUUAGGGCUAAGGAGCAACUGUCCAAUCUUGCCCAGUUUCCUCCAACAUACUUUCAUUGAUGCUUAUAGUCCUCAGAUCUCACUAACAUCUCUGUAGGUUAGUCUUGGGCUUUCCUUGGGUCUGACUCCCUUCUUCAAGCUCAGCAUAAAGGAUGUCCUUAGGAAUUCUUCCAUCUGGCAUGCAGGUGACACAUUCAAUUCUUGUGUGACAAAAGAGCAUAGAUACUGUUUGUAUAGACCAGUUUCAAACUCUCUCCAAAUGAUGUACAUAAUGUGCUGCAGGCAGGGCAAAUCAAAACUGUUAAAUUUAUGCUCUUAGUUCAUGUAUGUAAUGCAGGGGUUGAAGGUUAGCAUUGUUUGCAUCACCAAUUUGCUAUUUUACCAGACAUGCUUAGAGAGUUUUGCAAAUCUUCUUCCGAUUGGGGCAACAUCAUAGGAUUAUAUGAGGGUAUGAAAAAAGCCACCAGCAGUGUGCACUGCUUAAGUCAAAAGAUGGCUUAAUCAUCAGUUAUCAUGUGCUGCAAAUAGAGUGAUGGGUAGAGCAUUAUGCAGAACUAACCAGCUUUAAAAUGACAUCUUGUAAACUGCUUUCUCUUACUUCCCAAAAAAUCAAAGAAGGGUUAAAUAGUAAGAGACAUGCUUUGGCAGCUGCAUGUCACAAGUUUAGUCUAACAAUAUUGGUCUAACUAAUCCAAAAAGAGGAAUAUUAGGAUUUAUUUUUUCAUGUCACUUAUGCCUUUAAAUUAAUUCUUUUUUUUUUAUUGCAAUAUCAUUGGAUGAACAAAAUGUGUAGAAACCAGUGCGACUUUGUCCUGAUUUAUAUUUAACAUUGUGCCAUUCUUUAAUGUGUUAAUCAUGAGAUUUAUGUUUGCUUCAUGCGCAUGUUUACUCUGACUGUACCACUUGAUGAUUGCACCAUUGUAUCCAAAUUUUCAUUCCUGAUAAUGUAUCAUACAAAGAACAAGUUGGUGGAGUUUGUCCAGAACUCAAUCUCAAUGCUAUGCUUAUAGAGUAUAUCGUUUCUUAUUACACAAUUCACUGCCUGACUGGAUGAAGUUUUGGGUGAAUGAGAAAAUAUGAAAAUGUAACAUUAUUACUUACCAUAUACUCAGAACAAUUACUCUUUUUUUUUAUAUCAAGAAGUGCUCUAUUUUCACAAAUGAAUUAUUGGUUUGUUUAUUUAUCCUUGUGCAUUGUCAAAAAGUCAGCAUAAAAUGUUGAACAGCACAAAAUGAUUCUUCCUUUCUUUUUUAAAACUCUUAACACUAUUUAGGAGCAUAACAUAAUGUGUAAACAUUUCCUUUUUUUCAUUGCUUGUGUUUUUUUAUACAUAAUUAUAAAAACACAAUGAAAUGAAUGUACCGUGUGUUUUUUUUUGUUUUUGCAUUUAGGCAAGGUAAGGUACGGUAUACAAGAAGUAUAUGUGGGACUGCAAAUAAAAAUAAACUUUUAGGCUUUUAUUGAUUAUUUCAAUUUUUCAAGCAUACAUUUCAGUGAUUUUGAAUUCACGGGCCACGAGUAUGUAUGGGGAAGUGUUUAUAUAUGGCCUUUUCUGUCUCGGAAGACAAUGGAUGCGCUCUGAUGAGUCUCUGGCUUUGGUUACGUUAAGAUGGGGCAGAAUCUGGAGUGACUGAUCAAGCUAAUGGACCUCAUUCACCAAUUGUAAACAAACAACAUUUAGUCACGUGAUUCUAUAUAUCUUCUAUACAAAUUAUGUAAUCCAUAGUGGCUGUCACGUGAUGCGUAUUUUUCAUUGUUUUAUCAAUAUUAUGACGUGGCUAAAUGUGUUUAUUUACGAUUGGUGAAUGAGGUCCAUUCUGGAGCGGCAGAGUUUGCCACAGUUCGUGCAUGUAUAUUCAUCUGUCCUAGGGCCAGCUGACAGGGCAGAUUUCUGUUUCUUUCUCUUGGAUGACGCAGCUUCGUUUCUCUUGCAUUCGGCGAAGGUCGUACCUACACGUACAGUCUGUCUCCAUACUGUACGGUCUUGGCCUAUCUCCUCCCACAUACUUUGGUCGAUGACCGUGGCUCUCAUGUCUCUUGGGCGGCCUUUGGGUCUGACUCCCUCUGCAAGCUCAGCGUAGAGGAUGUCUUUAGGGUUGACAUGACCGAGCCAGCGUAGUCUUCUCUGUUGAUGCUGUGCAUGUUAGCCCGUGUCAAAACUUCCUGGUUGGUGACACGAUCCCUCCAGGAGAUGCACAUUAUGCGUCGCAGGCAACGUAGGUGGAAGCUAUUUAAUCUGUGUUCUUGGCGCAUGUAAGUUGCCCAGCUCUCACUGCCAUAAAGAAGUGUGGUCAGAACGCAGGCAUUGUAGACCAGGAUUUUUGUUGCCGUAGUUAAUUUGGUAUUUUCCCACACACGCUUGAAGAGUUUUGCCAUUGCUGCAGAAGCCUUUCCUAUUCUUUUUGUCAGCUCAGUGUCUAAAUGUAGGUUGCUGGCUAUUGUUGUUCCCAAAUAUGUGAACUCCUGCACCACCUUAAGUGUGUGAUUUCCAAUAUGUAUCACUGGUAUUUCUGCAACAUCUUCAUGAUCUUGUGCUAGGAUUUCAGUCUUGGAGAGGCUUAUUGUAAAGCUAAACUCUUGACAAGCUGCCAGAGCAUUUACAAGCCUCUGCAAUCCUUCUUGUGAAUGAGAUAUGAGUGCGAUAUCAUCGGCGAACAGCAAUUGCCUUAUCAAGAUACGCCGUCUCUUUGUUUUGGCUUUAAGGCGUGCCAGAUUAAAUAGCUUUCCUUCGGAUCUACUGUGGAUAUAGAGUGAAGUGCGAAGUUUGAAAAGCCCCGAGUUGUAUAGAGGCUCGAUCAGUUCACUUUUUAUUGCUAAAACUUUUUUUAUUUGAAUGUUUACCAAAUUACUACUAUAUUGCUACUGCGCAUGCACCUUUUUUCUUCACUUCCGACACAUACUAUUUCCUUUUCCUUGUAAAGGCUAAGUUCAUGGUGAGGUCAAACUCAGGAGGUGUGGAAUUAUUAUUUUUUACUACCCGGUAGUGAAGGAAAUGGGUCAUGGGCUUGAUGCUAUUUUUAAGUCUGAUGGCUCUUCAGCUUAAAGAGACUAUUUGAAGUUGUGGGGGGUGGUUAAUGGUGCAAUGGAUGGUGUUCUUGCGCUGGAGUAAAAAGAAAAUGACUUGAUAGUGAAAAUUAAAUAUUAAAACAUAUUUUAAGAUAUACUUUCUUUGAUCUGUUCGAACCUUCCAUCAACCCAUUCGAGCUUACUAACUGGGGAAAAAUCCGAUCGAGGUAAAUUACGCUUGGCGAUACCUACUCUACACCUCUUUGACCACAUAUUUGAUUUUAACUAAGCCUAGUGAUACAUUAAAUCCGAUCUAUUUUUAUAGAAAAAAGGACGAGGAAUUUAAAUAUACCAUAAAUUUUUUCAUAUGUCAGACCGUUACGGUGCUAUAAAAAUCCAAACUUGAAAACUGCUGCCAGCGGGCUUAAUACUUUCGAACUUCGCACUUUACUGCCAUCUUCUAGGGCAGCGGUUCUCAACCUUUUAAGCUCGGCGACCCCUUUUAACAAUCCCCGACUCUGCCGCGACCCCCCCCCCCCGCACAUAUACACAGCAAUAGAAGAAUAAAUAAAAACAAUCCUUUUUUUUCAAUUGUCUUUGGCGAUCCCUGGCAAAUCGUCAAUCGACCCCCAAGGGGGUCGCGACCCACAGGUUGAAAACCCCUGUUCUAGGGAUUAAAAAGCGCUGGUGAUUACAACUGAAAAGAAGAUGCCGAAUAGUGUUGGAGCCAGAACACAUCCUUGUUUUACUCCGCUCUUGGUGGAGAAAGACCUAGAAGCGGAACUGUCAAAUUAUACGGUGCCCUGCAUAUUUUCAUGAAAAGCUGACACAAGUUUUCGUAGCUUGUUUGGACAGCCGAUUCUCUCGAAUACGGCAAACAAGCUGGUUCUGCUGACAAGGUCAAACGCCUUGGUCAAAGUCAAUAAAACCUUUAAAGAGGGACUGCCUUUGUUCUCUGCUUUUCUCCUCUAGCUGCCACAGGGAGAAGAUAUUAUCUGUUGUAGAUCUACUGGCCCUAAAGACAAGCUGCGAUGCUGGGUAAACUCGUUCUGCCAAGAUCUGCAGCCGCUUCAGUAUUACUUUGGCACAAGCCUUCCCAACUAUGUUAAGAAGGGAAAUGCCUCUAUAACUGUUACAAUCGGGGCGGUCGCCCUUAUUUUUGUAAAUUGUUACUAUGUUGGAAUUCUUCAAUUCCUGGGGGACUAAUCCUUGCUCCCAGCACAAACUUAGUUUAUGGAGUGGCUUGAUUAGGGCAUCCUUUUCAGCCUGAAUGCUUCUGCAGGAAUACCAUCUCCUCCGGGUGCUUUCCCUUGUGAAAGCAUGUCAAUGGCGGUGCUCAGUUCCUUUACUGAGGGUGUUUCGUCUAAUUUGCUCAAAAUUAAAAGUGGGGGAAGUUAGAAAAAGCAGUUGGCGAAAUGGCAUUUUCAAUCUGAUUAAGUUCAACAUAGUGCUCUACCCAUCGCUCCAUUUGCAUUGCACGAUCACUGAUGAUUGAACCAUCUUUUGGCUUGAGCGGAGCACACUUGCUGGUGUGAGGUCCAAAGGCUUUUUUCAUGCCCUCGUAUAGUCCUCUGAUGUUACCACAGUCGGCACAAGAUAGGAUGUUUUCACAUAGGUCCUGCCAGUAUUUGUUAGCGCACUAUCUUUGGGCAUCGUUUCGAGUAUAUCUGAGCGCUUGUAAGUUGCUUGGGGUGGGCUCCUUCUUGUAUUUUAGCAUUGUUACUAUCUUGUUUUUAGUGGUAGUUUCCAUUUCUGUCAGACUUGCUUCAAACCAGUCUUCAUUUUUCUUUGUUUUUUGUUCCCAAAGACCAGCGAUGAUGUUUGGCACAUAGCAUCACUUAUGAACGUCCAGGUUUUUUUUAAAUCAGUCACUGAGAAGUUUUUAAAAGCUUACUCUAAUUUCUUUGUAAAUUCGAUGCGAAGAUCAGGAUUGUUUGUGUUUGCAGUAUUCAGGCGUGCUUUUCUUUUUCCCUGUGAUGUGUAGAUCUUAGUAGGCAGCAGUCUUGUCUGAUCAGUAUCACAGUCCGCACUUUGAAAGCUUCGUGUCAGCAGUAUGUUUCCAAUACCUUUUCCGUGUCAGUAUCAUAUCCAGCUGGUGCCAGUGUCCAGACUUUGGAUGCCUCCAUGAGAUACAAUGCUGUGGUUUUGUCCUGAAGUAUGUGUUGGUAAUGCAGAGCUUAUGGUAUGUGCAGAAUUCAAGAAGUCUUUGUCCGUUCUCAUUCAUCCUGCCGAUUCCAAAAAGCCCAAGGCAGUCUGGUCAGGUACUGUAGUCUGCUCCUACUCUUGCAUUGAAGUCACCUAGAAUGAUCACGUCUUUUUAAGGAAUAAUCUCAAUGCUUCUUUGAGGCCUUUGUAGAACUUGUCUUUGUCCUCCUUAAGUGAACAUAGUGUAGGGGCAUAGGCAUUCAUCAUACUUAUGCUUAGUAGCCUUUCCGAGCCACCAACUUGAGGGACUAUUGUGGGAAGUAGACUGUUCUUGACAGCAAAGCAUACAUGCAUUCGCGUAUCAUCCUGUGCUUUUCCUUUCCAAAAGUAACUGUAAUCAGCCUCGCGGAGCCUUCUUUGACCAGUCGGGUUUCUUGGAGAGCUGCAAUGUUAAUGCGUAGUCUUUUCAGCUCGUUGUUUAUGACUGCCGUCUUCCUUGCAUCGUCAACCUGCCGUAGGUCAUUUGUGAGACCAGGACACAUUGUCCUGACGUUCCAUGUGGCCAGUCGCAUGAUAGGAUUUUUCUUUUCAUUUUUCUUCUUUUGUUGCUUGGUGCAAGUUUCAGCCUACUUGUCGUUUUAAACUAAGCUCCAAGCACCCAUUAGAGCAGGUAAGCUGUGGCGGUUCAGCACCUAACUGUCUGGGGGCUGCCCAGGUUGAGGCGGGCGGUAACUGAUCAGUUAGGCGCGAAGACCUCUCCCCCCGUCAGAGACAACCCGUGGCGUCCAUACAUUACGCCAAUCAAGUUGGACUUGUAACCCGUAACUGUUGUAGCCCGUGUUGUUUUAGCCGCUUUGCAGCAGCACCAGAGUUUCCUCUCCGGGCGCAUUCCUGGACCUUAGAUAAAGGGGUUAUGAGUAGCCCAUGCGUCAUGAUCCCUCUCUCGACCUUGCUGAUGUGAUUCAAAAGAACGCAUUGCAUUACAUUUGGCGCCAACUCAGUUGCAGAAACUGCUGGAGGGAAUUUCGUAGCUGAUACUCCCAACGUCUAAGGGGCUUCACUCCUGAUUUUUCCUCGAGAGUGUCUCCCGAAGCCUUAUUACCGCAAGACAGCGGGGGUUUGAAGUCAGAGUACCCCUCUGCUAGGCUGACGAGCUCCAUCUGCCUGAAGCUCCUGGCUUCUCAGCGCUUAUUAUCUAAGCUACACGAGCAGGCCAGGUGCUGGUCUUAGUUGUCAGAGGCUAUCUGAUACGCAUGCCUUUAGAAGUAUUUUAUAGACAAUGGGAGCACUCCCAUUGACACCCCCUGGCCAUGACAACCUUUGAAGCCUAGGGGAAGUGUUUAAAACUAGGCUUAAUUAGCAUGGUAUGAAAGAGAUGGGCUCAUGUUGGAAUCUUUACAGAACUGGUUUGGGACAUCUUGAGUGUUCUGUGAUUUGUAGGGAACAUAUUAAUGGCUCAAGUUGGUUGGUAAAGCAAGUUUGUAGAUCAAAAUAAUUAUAUUCUAUUAGUUGACCUCAUUUUAAUUUAAAUCAUGUCUGCUUCAUUUGGGCUUUAUCUUUCGGCUAUUUCGAUGUACAUUUUAUAUUCAAUGAUCUUGUGCUCCAGUUAAAGUAAAAAUAAAUAACAUAGGCCCUAUAAUGUUUUAUUUCUGAUGAAAGUAAUAGAAUUACUUAGACUGUAUUCUGUAAUAAAAGUUACACAAUGUUAUGGAUAUAUUUCUAAUGAUAAUAACAGAUCUACUUGUAAACAUUCAUUUGAGACAUUUAGUUCUAUGUAGACAAUCUUUUGAACACAUUUGUUAAUGUACUCUGAAAUGACUUCUGGGUUGUUAGGUUGAAAUUGUUGUUGAGCCAUUACAAAAUGAAACAUAAUUAAGUAUUUGGACUGUACAGUAAAUGUGUAUGUGGUCUAACAUAAUAGAACAAAGCAGUUUUAUUUAUUGAUUGAAGCAUUGAUGUCAGACCUGCCUGUUAUGACAAAGUUUUUUUUUUAAUUCACUCAAUUUCAAUGUUUUUUUUUUAAAAAAAAGGUAAAAUAGGAUUGAAUAAGAAAUAUAUUUUCCAAUAUUUCGGAAACUCUUUUUUUCACUUUAUAAUGUUCAAAGUGUCCUGUAUUGGACUAUGUUAAUUGAACUGAUGCACCCAUGUGACGAGACAAUGUCUCUUCGUGAAUUGAAAUACAUCAUUGUUAGAUUUAGCGUUUGUUUUACUACAUUUUGUUGUUUACAGUUUUCAUAAUGAUAUUCUUCUUUAACUGUUGUUGAUUUGCUUUUCUUGUAUCUAGCAAUGUAUUAGAAAUAUGCAUUGGUUUAUUCUAUUGUUGUAUGUAUUCUAAAUGUUGUCUUUACAUCACUGAACACUUUAUGAAAGUACUAGUCCAUUUCCUCAGUGCAUUUACUUUAGAUUUGAACACACAACAUUACUGCCAUUUGAUUGAAACAUUAGAGAUACAUACUGGUUGGUUAUGAAUGUCUGAACUCCAGGUGAAAUUAGUUGGUCACACUGGAUUCCAGGUGAAAUUAGUUGGUCACACUGGACUCCAGGUGUAAUGAGUUUGUCACACUGGACUCUAGGUGAAAUGAGUUUGUUACAUAGGAGAAAUAAGUUGGUCACAUUGGACUUCUAUUUUGAAUGUCAUUUAUUUUGUUUUGAACAAAUCUAAAGCAACUUGAAGUCUACAAUUUAUGAGUAUUUUUUUUACAUCCCUUUUGAACUGCUGGUGCUAUAAAGUAUUUAUUAAAUUAAAACUUUCCAUAUGGUUUUUAAAUAUCUUCUGUUACAAUGAACUUUGUCUCAUAGCCAUCAAGCUGUAUUUCCAUGUAAGCUUUAGUUGACAAACAUUUGCUCUCUGUGAUGUCAUAAUAAACUACACAUUCUUUGGUGA